CGCUCACUGACGAGCAUUGUCACAGAUCCCGGCGUUGAUCAUGGAGCAAGGACCAGCAUUGACCAUGGCUACUGCUACACCGAGAUCUCAAACGCCAGUUCCAAGCGAGAAUAGACAGGGUUCGACGAACGAGACUGCCGCCACCAGGGACCCUACCGCAGAGAGUGGAAUGCCUGCUGUCAAACCGUCGACAGAAAUCUCUGAGAAUAACGAGGACGCUGUAGGAGUUGAGACGAGAAGUCAAGAUGAGCCCAAGUCAGACGCCACGUCGCUGCAAACUACCGCUCAAAGAGCCUUUCAGAAUGGGCUGUCGAGGGAAAAUCUGGAGCAGGAGGUGAACCAAGUCAUGGGAACUUUCAACUCCUGGUGGGGAGGACUGAAGAAGCAGUCCGCCACUGCGUAUACCAGUCUCAAAGCUGAGGUGGACAAGACCGUCAGUCAGGCUCAGGCAGAUCUCGAACACCUUCGAACCGCCAAGAUUGAAGUUGGCGUCAAGGACACUAGUCUCACCCGUGCGCUGACCGGGGAGGAGCAACCUGCAGACGAUAUCAAAGGAAAGGGAAAAGCGAAGGAAGAGUCAUCGAGUCCAAUAGGCGAAAAGUCAUCCGAAGACCAAACACCAGGGACCACACUCCUCAACCGAAUCACGUCGUCUACUAACCAAAUCCAACAAUCGCUACAAUCCACGAUCCAAUCUACCAUCGCUUCCGCUCAAUCCAAUCCUGCACUUUCGAAUCCCAAUCAGCUUAGGGCUCAGAUCGCGGAGAACCUCAGGCUUUCCUCAGCCAAAGAGAAUCUGCAAUUAUCCAUGAAGCAGGCUGAAAAGCUCGCUGAGGAGUACAUGAAAAAGGGAGACCAAUGGAUCAAAGGAGCAGAGAAAUGGAUGGAGGAAGCGGUCAAAGUCUUACCGCCUGAUGACGAUGAUGAAGCUCGAUAUGUCGCUACGACCUGGGACGCUGGGGACUUCUACUCGUUCUCGACUUCUUCAUCCGCGAGAUCAAAAGUGCAGAAGGGCGAUGUCUUGUUCGAUGUCGCCGGGCGCAGCUCACGUUCGGGCGUACCCGGGGCUGUCGUAGCGGCAUCGAGAAAGGAGUCUUUGUUGAGGAGAUUGAGGGAAGACAAGGAUUUGCUACUGGUCGACCCAGAGGGUGAAGGGGAGAGCGAGGAGAGAAAGGCCGAGUUCAAACAGUUCAUCGAAAAACAAUGGCCUGAAUUGAGCAAGCAAGGCAAGGAGAAGGAGGAGGCCCAUGUGGGGACGAUUCGCAUGGAAUUGGUUCCCGAGAGCCUGUCGGACGAGCAAUUCUGGCAACGAUAUCUGUUCCACAAGUCGAUGAUCGAAGCAGAGGAUGAGAAGAGGAAAAAGGUCCUCGAGGCGUCUCAGGAAGCUCAGCAGGAAGAUUUCAACUGGGACGACGAAGACGAUGCGUCCCCAUCGAGUCCAGUAGGAGCAUCGGCUGGAGAAGCCAAUCCUCGAUCAUCGACCACCACACUGAGACCGCCCGCGUCGAACGAAUCUGAACAGAAUAAGGAAGCCGAUCAGGCUCUGACGACUCCCAAAGCGCCCUCUGAGACUCAGGUCCCCAAACAUGCGGGCGUCACAGGCGCAUCGACAUCCACUAGUCCUCGCGAUUCCGAGGAGAGUUAUGACCUCGUCUCGGAUCAGGGAGGAAAGGGUGGCAAAGGUGCUUCCAAACCUGCGGCUCCUUCACAGCAGGACGAUGACGAAGAUUCAGACUGGGAGUAGAUGGCUCAUGUGGAUUUGGGAUACUAUUUGUCGACUGGGCUUAGAAUUUCAUAUGGGAGGUGUACGUAGGCGUACAUGUCGAUGUUGUGUGUAUAGUAUGCUUCUCAUCCCCAGC
Molecule: messenger RNA, 1859 nt
Organism: Kockovaella imperatae
Lineage: Eukaryota; Fungi; Basidiomycota; Tremellomycetes; Tremellales; Cuniculitremaceae
Exons: 4
Coding region: 41-1744 (567 amino acids)
Cellular component (GO): cytoplasm
Source: RefSeq, a predicted model, not a curated record